CAAAAAAGCAAGAAAAUUGAAGUAAAACACGUCCAAUUAAGAUUAUCAUACUACUUAGGUCAAUGCGUGUAUUUUUCGGUCAUAUUUACAAAUGAUAAGAAAUUGCCACCGACUGCCCUGCUUUCAUUACAAACUACGUCUAUAAAUCCCUUCAGUCAGGUUUCGGCUCAGUCAUCUAUUCACGUCUUUUUAUGUAGGGAGGUGUGGGAAAAAACUGCCAAUUAUUCCGAAACAAUGCUCAUCCUGUCGCUUUUGGUUUUGGCCAUCACAGGUGUCACAAUUCAAGUGCUGCUCCAUUAUUUGAAGCUCUUGUUGUACACUCGACGCUUUCCGAAAGCUGGCCUCAUUUACCCACUCAUAGGAAAUGCCAAUAAACUCUACGACGUGCCACCCGAAGAAAUUCUCCCCGUUAUCUUGAAACUUGCCAUGAAAACCGACUUGCGGAAAAUGGCUGCUGCGUUAGGAACAAAGUCCAUCAUGAUGGUAUUCCACCCGGAAACCACGGAGGCCAUUUUGAGUAGCAACCUUCAUAUCGGUAAGAGCGUCGAGUACGAUCCCUUGAAUGAUUGGCUGGGAGGUGGGUUACUUCUCUCGAAAGGGGCUAAGUGGAAGAGUCGACGAAAGAUGCUGACACCAGCCUUUCACUUUCGGAUCUUGGAAGAUGCCAUGAUCACCUUUAACAAAUACGCGAAUAAUCUGACCCAAAGCUUGCUCGCCGAUGGGGAUUGCGGACGUGCCUCACUCGACAUUUUCCCAUUUAUGGCCAAGUGCACCCUUGAUAUCAUCCUCGAAUCGGCCAUGGGCACGGGCUGGUUUAUCCAGAGCCAAAAGAGUAUGGAUUACCCGCAAGUGGUGAACGCCAUGCUGCGACUUAUUCAACACCGACAACGGUCGCCUUGGCUGAUGCCGGAUAUAUUAUUCAAUUUGAGCCCGUGGAAACGUAAGAGUGACGAGUAUCUGAGUGUUUUGCACGGAUUCAGCCGCUCUGUAAUUGAGCAAAGACGAAACGAAAUGAAAAACUCCAAGUCAAAUGAUUUAGGCAAACGCACCGCCUUUCUGGAUUUAUUACUCCAGGCCCGCACCUCUGAGGGCCAGGAAUUAAGCAACUCGGACAUUCAGGAAGAAGUGGAUACGUUUAUGUUCGAAGGUCAUGACACCACAGCAUGCGCCCUCUCCUGGACGAUUCUUUUACUGGCCAACCAUCCCGAGGAGCAAGACAGACUCUAUGAGGAGCAGAUUGAUAUUUUUGGCCAAGAAAAUAUAGAUGGUCUGAUAGAAAACCAUCACUUGAAUCAAAUGAAACACCUGGAAUAUUGCAUCAAGGAAGCUCUGCGAUUGUAUCCAAGUGUGCCUGUCUACGGCCGAACAUUGGAAAGUGACGUUAAACUAGAUGGCGAAAUCGUACCCAAAGGCACUGAUUUUCUGGUCAUUUCAUACCUGUUGCACCGUAACCCCCUGAUUUGGGACCGACCUAAUGACUUUCUCCCUCGCCGUUUCUCUUCUGAUUUCAGCAGUGGUAGUUCCUCCACUACCACUACCACCACGAAUAAAAACAACAGCAACAACAACAACAACAACAUUGAACCGAAAUCACUUCAUCGAAGCCCAUAUGCUUACGUUCCGUUUUCUGCCGGGCCAAGAAACUGUAUUGGACAACGAUUUGCUAUGAUGGAAGAAAAAGCCAUUUUGUCCACUUUGGUCCGUAAAAUCAAAUUUGUUGCCAUUGAUCGAGUGGAAGACGUGAAACCUGUCAUUGAAAUUGUCACCCGGCCUCAUCGAGGCAUUCAUGUACAAUGUGUCCCAAGGUAACAACAGAUUGUACCGAAUACACUUGACGCCAUAAAGCA
Molecule: messenger RNA, 1847 nt
Organism: Tigriopus californicus
Lineage: Eukaryota; Metazoa; Arthropoda; Copepoda; Harpacticoida; Harpacticidae
Product: cytochrome P450 4c3-like
Exons: 2
Coding region: 235-1809 (524 amino acids)
Molecular function (GO): monooxygenase activity; heme binding; iron ion binding
Source: RefSeq, a predicted model, not a curated record